UAGCCGGUGCCCGCAGCCCUGUGCGCAGAGCCCGGAGCCCCGGCAGCGCCCGCCCUCCCUCCCGCGUCGCCAGCCAGCUCGCGGCGCCCGCUCCGCCCGUGACUUCAGUUCGGCUCCACCCCCGCGCGGCGGCGGCUCGCAGCUCCGUCCCAGCCCGCGCGCUCCUCACAAGCCCAGCCCGGGCGAGCGGCAGCCACCUGCCCGGCGCCGCCUCAGCGCGCCCCGCCGCGGCCCAACUUGGAUGGAGUUGGGGUCCUGAGCGCACACCCUGCCGCCUUCAUCCCGAAGCCCGCGCCGCCGCCUGCCUUCGGUCCGAAAUCCCCUCUCCGCUCCUCUCCGCUCCCGCGAUGGGAAAAGUUGGCGCCGGCGGCGGCUUCCUGGUCAGGCUGAGCGCGCUCCUGGCGGGCACGGGGCUUCUGAUGCUCUUAGCCCCCGGCGUCCUCAGCAGCCGCUCCUGCUGCUCCUCGCAGCACCCCGGCUCGACCCCGCGCUGGACCCUGACCCCAAAAGGUUUUCCUCACCCGGGACCGCUGGGUCGGGUUCCUGCCACGCCCCCGCCCCUCCUCAUGAGACCCCUGUUCGCAGUGGCCCCCGGGGACCGGGCGCUGUCUCUGGAGAGAUCUGGGGGCAGCAGGGUGUCAAUGACGACCGCUGCACGCUCUGGCCGAAGGAGACGGAGUGGAGCGGAUCCUGUGAAGACUGAACCCGGAGAGGGUGCGAGUCGGAGCCGCCGGGGCAUGCUAAGGGAUGGAGGGCAGCAGGGGCCUGGGACUGGCGCGCGGGACCCGGACAAAGCCACCCGCUUCCGGAUGGAGGAGCUGAGACUGACCAGCACCACGUUUGCGCUGACUGGAGACUCGGCACACAACCAGGCUAUGGUCCACUGGUCUGGCCACAACAGCAGCGUGAUUCUCAUUUUGACAAAGUUGUAUGACUAUAACCUUGGGAGCAUCACUGAGAGCUCACUUUGGAGGUCAACCGAUUAUGGGACAACCUAUGAAAAGCUGAAUGAUAAAGUGGGCUUGAAGACAAUUCUGAGCUAUCUCUAUGUGUGUCCGACAAACAAGCGUAAGAUUAUGUUACUCACGGACCCGGAGAUUGAGAGCAGUUUAUUGAUCAGCUCAGAUGAAGGGGCAACCUAUCAAAAAUACCGGCUGAACUUUUACAUCCAGAGUUUGCUCUUCCAUCCGAAGCAGGAAGACUGGAUCCUGGCAUACAGUCAAGACCAAAAGUUGUACAGCUCUGCUGAAUUUGGCAGAAGAUGGCAGCUUAUCCAGGAAUCCGUGGUUCCAAAUAGGUUCUACUGGUCUGUGAUGGGGUCGAGCAAAGAUCCAGACCUUGUGCAUCUUGAGGCCAGAACCAUAGAUGGACACUCACAAUACCUAACUUGUCGGAUGCAAAACUGCACAGAAACUAACAGAAAUAAGCCUUUCCCAGGCUACAUUGACCCCGACUCUUUGAUUGUUCAGGAUGAUUAUGUGUUUGUUCAGCUGACAUCCGGAGGAAGACCACAUUACUACGUGUCCUACCGAAGAAGCACGUUUGCACAAAUGAAGCUCCCGAAAUACGCUUUGCCUAAGGACAUGCAUGUCAUCAGCACAGAUGAGAACCAAGUGUUUGCAGCCGUCCAAGAAUGGAACCAGAAUGACACGUACAACCUCUACAUCUCGGACACCCGUGGUGUGUACUUUACCCUGGCCUUGGAGAAUGUCCAGAGUAGCAGAGGACCUGAAGGCAACGUCAUGAUUGACCUCUAUGAGGUAGCAGGGAUAAAGGGAAUGUUCUUGGCUAACAAGAAGAUUGACAACCAAGUGAAGACUUUCAUCACUUACAACAAAGGCAGAGACUGGCGUUUGCUGCAGGCUCCAGAUGCAGAUCUAAGAGGGGACCCUGUGCACUGUUUACUGCCUUAUUGCUCACUACACCUUCAUCUCAAGGUCUCUGAGAAUCCCUACACCUCUGGGAUCAUUGCCAGCAGGGACACAGCCCCAAGUAUUAUAGUUGCUUCAGGUAAUAUAGGUUCUGAACUGUCAGACAGCGACAUCAGCAUGUUUGUCUCUUCAGACGCAGGGAACACUUGGAGGCAGAUCUUUGAAGAAGAGCACAGUAUUUUGUACUUAGAUCAAGGUGGAGUCCUGGUUGCUAUGAAACACACAUCUCUCCCAAUUCGCCACCUUUGGUUGAGUUUUGAUGAAGGGCGAUCUUGGAGUAAAUACAGUUUCACAUCCAUUCCACUUUUUGUGGAUGGAGUUCUGGGGGAGCCUGGAGAAGAGACACUAAUCAUGACAGUGUUUGGACAUUUCAGCCACCGCUCCGAAUGGCAGCUUGUCAAAGUGGAUUAUAAGUCCAUUUUUGAUAGACGCUGUGCUGAAGAAGACUACAGACCUUGGCAGUUGCACAGUCAGGGUGAAGCAUGCAUCAUGGGAGCCAAAAGGAUAUAUAAGAAGCGAAAAUCUGAGCGGAAGUGUAUGCAGGGAAAAUAUGCAGGAGCAAUGGAGUCUGAGCCUUGUGUUUGCACAGAGGCAGAUUUUGACUGUGACUAUGGCUAUGAGAGACAUAGUAAUGGGCAAUGCCUGCCAGCUUUUUGGUUCAACCCCUCCUCACUGUCAAAAGACUGCAGCGUGGGACAGAGCUACCUCAACAGCACGGGGUAUAGAAAAGUGGUCUCCAAUAACUGCACAGACGGUGUGAGAGAGCAGUAUACUGCCAAACCACAGAAGUGCCCAGGGAAGGCCCCUCGAGGGCUCCGGAUCAUCACUGCAGAUGGAAAACUGACAGCAGAACAAGGACACAAUGUCACGCUCAUGGUACAGUUAGAAGAGGGUGAUGUGCAGCGGACACUCAUCCAGGUGGACUUUGGAGAUGGCAUUGCAGUGUCUUAUGUCAACCUCAGCUCCAUGGAAGAUGGAAUCAAGCAUGUCUAUCAGAAUGUGGGCAUUUUCCGAGUGACCGUACAGGUGGACAACAGUCUGGGGUCUGACAGCGCCGUCCUGUACUUACAUGUAACUUGUCCCCUGGAGCAUGUGCACCUGUCGCUUCCUUUCGUCACAACGAAGAACAAAGAGGUCAAUGCCACUGCAGUGCUCUGGCCCAGCCAAGUGGGCACUCUCACGUACGUGUGGUGGUACGGAAACAACACAGAGCCCUUAAUAACCUUGGAGGGAAGCAUAUCGUUCAAGUUUACUUCUGAAGGAAUGAAUACCAUCACAGUGCAGGUUUCAGCUGGGAAUGCCAUCCUGCAAGACACGAAGACCAUCGCAGUCUACGAGGAAUUCCGGUCUCUUCGCUUGGCCUUUUCUCCAAAUUUGGAUGACUACAACCCUGACAUCCCCGAGUGGAGGAGGGACAUCAGCCGAGUCAUCAAAAAGUCUCUGGUGGAAGCCACAGGGAUUCCCAGCCAGCAUAUCCUGGUGGCGGUGUUACCUGGCUUACCCACCGCUGCUGAACUCUUUGUUUUGCCCUACCAAGAUGCAAACAGAGAAAACAAAAGGUCAACAGAGGACCUGGAGCAGAUAUCUGAAGUUCUAAUCCACAAACUCAACCAAAACUUGGUGCACUUCGAGCUGAAGCCUGGGGUCCAAGUUCUCGUCCACGCAGCCCAUCUAACAGCAGCUCCCCUGGUGGACCUCACUCCAACCCACAGUGGAUCUGCCAUGCUGAUGUUGCUCUCAGUCGUGUUUGUGGGUCUGGCUGUAUUCGUCAUCUACAAGUUUAAAAGAGGCUGGAGAGAUGGCUCAGCAGUUAAGAACAUUGGCUGCUCUUGCAGAGGAUCCGGGUUCAGUUCUCAGCACCAACAAGGUGGCUCACAAGCAUCCGUAACUCCAGUUCCAAGAGAUCCGGCAUCCUCUUCUGACCUCCACAGGCACCAGGAACACACGUGGUGCACAGAUAUACAUCCAGGCAAAACACCCAUACACAUAAAAUAAAAAUAGAAUUAUUUUUCCUAAGUAGAGGCAUAAGAAAAUUUUGUGAGAUGUGAACAGCAGAAUUUAAAAUGUUUCAGGAUGAAAUAAUAGUUUGUACAGAAACCACGGGGCGAGGACCUCAGUGAUAGAGGUCUACUUGCCUAACACGCAGUGCCCUGGAUUCAUUCACCAGUACCUGCCACAAAAUGUGAAUAUGUACACACAUGUAAAUAAGUAAGACUGAAUAAAAAUCUAAAAAUGUAUAUUACCCCUUGUUAUUCCUAAUUUCUAAGACCAUGGAUGGUUUAAUUCAUUCCCUUUGUCUUUGAAAUGAACAUGUAGUCAGUUUGCAUACACUUGGACUAAAUGUACUUUAAAUCAGGUAUGAAAGACAUUAUUAUAAGGAACUCUAUAUGCCUAUUUAGUAAUAAUAUAAUUGUAAGCUGUAUAUAAAGUUCCUAGGAGCAUCACAAUUAUUGAAGUAUGUAAUUAUUCUCUUUAAGAACUAAAAAUUAAACAACUCUGAAUGUCAUUUUUAUCAGUUGAAAUUCAUACUGAGAUGAGACUAUUACUAUGCUGUUUUCGUAUCUGUAAUCCAUGAAAUUUCUGAAUAUAUUUUGUUCAUUUUAAUUCAAUUUUUAGGUUAUCAUGGAAAGCAAUGAGUUUCACUUUGACAUUUUCUUACACAUGUAUCAUUAUUUUUUACAAUCAUUUGUUUCCUCACCAACUCCAAUAAACUUUCCAAGGUUCAAAAUACUUAAAAUGUAUAAUCUUACUACUCAUGUGCACACACACACACACAUACAUAUUUAUAUAUGAUCUAGAUAACAAAUUUUAUAGCAUAAAGGUAUGAUAACUAGAUUAAAGAAAAUUUUAUAGCAUGUUGGCAGAUAUAAGUGCACACUUAUACAUUAUUUAUGUACAUUCACACAUAUGUAAAAGUUAACUCAUGUGUUAUCUAUGAAAAGAAGGGACAGUGAUCCAUUAUGGGUCAUAAACACACAGGAAGGUGUGCUAUGAUGACCUAGACCUAUUGUUUGCACUGUUUUGUCCAUCCCAAACCAAUGCAUUUUGAAGACUGUCAUUCAUCAGCCACAAUAAUAAGCUCCAAUAAUAGGAAAAAAUGAAGGCAGAUUUACUCUGAGUUGAGUAUGAAAGUUGUUUCACACACCCACCACCUCACUUUUUGUAGUCAUCUUGUUGAUUUUCUAACAAGCAACUGUUUCCUUUAGCCUGUUUCAGACACUAAAAAGGAUGUCAACAGCACUUAGUAAUAGUACCAAUGUGUUUAUAGUACUUUCUAUACCAGGGCACACAUACAGACUUGACAACUGGCUAGGACUGGCCUAGUCCAGUAAGUAUUGAAGAACUCUGGAGAGGAAGUUUUCAUUGGCUGGUGCCAAGACACAAAGGCAGUACUGAUAGAAGUCGACUUAAUUAUCAGUGGAAUCACAUAUGCAAAUGAAGGUGGGGAUGUGCUAGGACACUAAGCUCUCAGCCUCCAGAUUUUUCUAUUGAAAAUAAAGAGAAUAAACACAGAAGUAAAAUGAAGAAAUUGUGAAUGGUGAAUACAAUAAUAUUAGAGCAACUCUUAUUUUUAAAAUUGUAUAUAUCAUUGUGUACUUGUUAUGCUAUUCAAUUAUUAUAAGGACUUCAAGGGAGAGUGGUUGUUUUCUCUUUUGUUAAGUGGAGUUCAGAAAACAGGAAAGACUCACUGUGAUCAUUGUCACAGAAAUGAAUUCCCCAGGGGUCCUGCUCCCAACAGGGCUCAGCUGUGUGCUCCAUUAAACCGAGCUGUUCAAAACCAUGCAAAUCAUUUUCCAACUUCUUCAUGUGCCACAUUUCACAGGGCUCAAAAGGAAAGCAGACACAGUUGUCCUCAGCAAUGUGCCAGACCAAGUUUCUGUCUGGAAGAGCGCCCAUUAAAGAUUGAAUUCACCCUUCUCUUCUUCAGAUCAUUGCUGCUGCUGGAAAUUUAAUGGAUCUUGUGAAGGACUAUGCAUGCAUAGCCUCUGAACAUUCGGAGAAGUGGGAGGGUAGAUGUAAUCUCCCCUACCUCUCUUCC
Molecule: messenger RNA, 5970 nt
Organism: Microtus oregoni (creeping vole)
Lineage: Eukaryota; Metazoa; Chordata; Mammalia; Rodentia; Cricetidae
Gene: Sorcs1
Product: sortilin related VPS10 domain containing receptor 1
Exons: 26
Coding region: 348-3926 (1192 amino acids)
Biological process (GO): post-Golgi vesicle-mediated transport
Cellular component (GO): membrane; Golgi apparatus
Molecular function (GO): protein binding
Source: RefSeq, a predicted model, not a curated record